Sardina pilchardus (European sardine) is the source of this 1320-nucleotide messenger RNA. RefSeq lists its product as uncharacterized. The coding region runs from base 230 to 868 and encodes 212 amino acids. The record is from RefSeq and is a predicted model, not a curated record. Lineage: Eukaryota; Metazoa; Chordata; Actinopteri; Clupeiformes; Clupeidae. The transcript has 6 exons.
UAGGAUGUGAAUCGUAUAAUAUAAGCAGGGUGUAUGCAUUCAUCGUGCUUUUAUGAACAAUACGUGUGUCAAUUUGUGGGAGAGUUCCAACCUUCGACUGGGACGACACCUGAACGAGUGGUCAUCCAAGAAAGCGGGAGGUUUUUGAGAGCUCCGACGAGAAGAAAGUUGGAAACACUGAGAAGCCACUCGAUAAGCCAAUGACUAACGACAGGAAAUCCCAGAUGUGAUGGCUCAGAAGUGGAUGCUGUUAGCCAUCUUUGGCUCUUUUGGCUAUCUUUUUACUGAAGGUUUCUUCCUGGAUGUUACAUGCCAAGAUGCCUUCAUAUUUCAUGACAGAAAUGUGAGUGUCAGAUGCACCGUCGAUUAUGGGAGCAUCCCUGUAUUAUCACCAAAGAACUGCCGUGUUCAACCUUUGGACAUUUUAAGACUUGAAGACAACCUAUAUCAGGUUGUCAGCUGCGAGGAAUGUACAUACAAAAAUGAUACCAUGAUCGCACAGAUAAAGAUCCCGAAUCCUCGUGCUGGAGAGUAUCAAGUCUAUAUGCUGACAGACUGUGGUGGUUUCGGAAGAGCUUCAUUCAAUCUAACAGUUAGAGAAGAAAAUGGAACUAAAGAUCAAUGUGCAAAUAAAGAGUAUUUAGGUUUUGGUACCAACUGGCAGAAGAGGGAGCUUGCAGCCGCAUACGGAGGUCUAUCCAUUUGCUUCCUCCUAGUCAUUAUCCUCCUCCUUCUCAAAGAGAAGGGAUAUUUGAGUCUCCUGCUUUUGAAAUAUUCAAAACCUAUUGCCCAAAGUAUGUUUACAAAGUCAAUGGAUGCAGGCAUGAACUUCAACAAAGAGGAAGGAGGACCUAAGGACAUCAUUUAGUGUGAACAUGUUCAGAAGCAGAUAAAUAGAUAGACAGACAGACAGACAGACAGACAGACAGACAGACAGACAGAUAGAUAUUCAUCCUGAGGGAAAUUUUACAUCUAAACAUGCUACUCUGGCUUACUCACAUGUUUACAAACUGUUUUGAGUCAUAAACCCUCUGCCUGAUUCUGCUGUGCAUUGUGAAUUUGUAUUAUUUUUUUAUGUUAAAUGUAGGUUGAGUUGUUUUAGUUGUUUUGUUGUUAAUAGAAAGUGUUUUAUAUAUUUGUUAAGAAAUAAUUAUUCUUGUAUUCUUGCACUGGUAAUCAAUUUACACUUCUUUCUAAACCUCAUAAGAGAUAGAUAGAUAGAUGCAUCUUAUCUACAUUAUACAUCACAUGUGUAAAUUAUAGGCUAUCUAUUCAUAUAUCAUUGUAAAGCACUCUUCAAUAAAGAAUAUUAUUAUUUUG